Aspergillus nidulans FGSC A4 is the source of this 1383-nucleotide messenger RNA. Its product is annotated as acid phosphatase PHOa. The record is from RefSeq and is a predicted model, not a curated record. NCBI's taxonomy places the organism in Eukaryota, Fungi, Ascomycota, Eurotiomycetes, Eurotiales, Aspergillaceae. Gene Ontology annotation, molecular function: acid phosphatase activity; hydrolase activity, acting on ester bonds. The transcript has 3 exons. Bases 31 to 1251 code for a protein of 406 amino acids.
CAAAUCUUAAGGCUUCAGAGGUUAUUCACAAUGAAGUCCUCGCUUGUAAUUCUCCUAGGCGCUGUUGCUUCAACCGUCGCUCAGACUGCGACAACGACCGAGCCGUCGUUGUCGGACAUUGCCGCCAGUGCUGCCACUAUUGAGCCUUAUUCUCCAGUUUCCAACGUCGAGGGCCUUGCUUUCCAGCGGAUCUUCCAGGUUUGGUUCGAGAAUAUCGAUUACGAGGAUGCCGCGGCGAAUGAGAACCUGCAGUGGCUAGCGAAACAAGGAAUCGUCCUGUCAAACUUCUAUGCGGUCACUCAUCCCUCUCAACCAAACUACUGCGCUGCAGCAGGAGGCGAUACAUUUGGCAUGGAUCAUGACGAUUUCCUGCGAAUUCCGGCCAAUGUUUCCACUGUCGUAGAUCUCCUAGAUACCAAGUACAUCGCCUGGGCUGAGUACCAGGAACACAUGCCCUACCCCGGCUUUGAAGGAUUCAACUAUUCAAACCAAGAGACCUACGCCGACGAUUAUGUGCGAAAGCACAACCCGCUUAUCUUGUACGACUCUGUCGCUGAGAAUGACAUGCGCCGGCGUCAGAUCAAGAACUUUACACAUUUCGACGAUGAUCUAGCCAGCGAGAAGCUUCCCCAAUGGGCCUUCUUUACGCCCAACAUGACCAAUGACGCCCAUGACACCAACAUAACCUUCGCUGCUAAUUGGCUUCGUGGCUGGAUUUCGCCUCUGCUCGAGAACGACUACUUCAUGAACGACACUCUUAUCCUCAUCACUUUCGACGAGGAUAAAACUUUCCCGAAAGACAACCGCAUCUUCAGCAUUCUCCUGGGAGGCGCUGUCCCCGAGAACCUACAUGGAACUGAAGACAAUACCUUCUACACCCAUUACUCGGUCAUCGCCUCUGUCUCAGCCAACUGGGGUCUUCCAUCCCUAGGCCGUUGGGAUUGCGGGGCUAAUAUCCUUGAAAUCGUAGCCAAUAAGACUGGCUAUGUCAACUACAAAGUUGACACAACGAACCUUAGACUCAACCAGACUUAUCCCGGCCCUCUCUCGAAUGGGGAUUUGUCCGAAUACUCGCCGGUAUGGCCAAACCCAUUGACCGAGGGCGACUGUUCAGCGGGUCAUGGGAUCCUUGACACGGUCAAGGAGACAUAUGCUGGGACUCAGCCCACGUAUAACUACACCAGCCCUUUCCCUUACGAUUCUAAGAGUGGGUACAACGAAGAUGUUGAUGCGACCCGCAAAAGCUCAUAGUUCCAUAGCAACAGCGACUCCGCCGGUUCCUUCGUCGAAUGCGGCAAUUUACCGGAAGACUGCGCUACUAUAUGUGUAUGCUGUUUUUAUGUGGUUACUUGUGCAAGAUAUCAUAUGAAUCAAUAUAUAACG